GGGCCAAGUGGCCUCCCAAUCAGACCUGGGCCACUCCAGCUGUGUCCUGAGAAGCUGGACCAACUACAUCCCCUGGGGCUGGAGCUGAAGCUGAACCAAGUGGCCAUCCAGGCUCAAGACCAUAGAUUCCUGGCUCCAGGAGAAGCUAGACCAGCGACCAGGCGGGCGGGCUUGCGUGGAGAGACACUGGUGCUCAGCGCACUGGCUGUCCGCAGGGCACCAUGGCGCUGCAAGUGGAGCUGAUACCCACCGGGGAGAUCAUCCGCGUGGUUCACCCCCACAGGCCCUGCAAACUCGCCCUGGGCAGUGACGGGGUGCGGGUGACCAUGGAGAGCGCACUGACCGCCCGUGACCGGGUGGGGGUGCAGGAUUUUGUGCUGCUAGAGAACUUCACCAGCGAAGCAGCCUUCAUCGACAACCUGCGACGGCGCUUCCGGGAGAACCUCAUUUACACCUACAUUGGCCCCGUACUGGUCUCUGUCAACCCCUACCGGGACCUACAGAUCUACAGCCGGCAACACAUGGAGCGUUACCGUGGCGUGAGCUUCUAUGAAGUGCCCCCCCACCUGUUCGCAGUGGCCGACACCGUGUACCGGGCAUUGCGCACAGAGCGCAGGGACCAGGCAGUGAUGAUCUCUGGGGAGAGCGGGGCAGGUAAGACAGAGGCCACCAAGAGGCUGCUGCAGUUCUAUGCAGAGACGUGCCCAGCCCCUGAGCGAGGGGGUGCAGUGCGGGACCGGCUGCUGCAGAGCAAUCCUGUGCUGGAGGCCUUUGGGAAUGCCAAGACCCUUCGGAAUGAUAACUCCAGCCGGUUUGGAAAGUACAUGGAUGUGCAGUUUGACUUCAAGGGUGCCCCUGUGGGAGGCCACAUCCUUAGUUACCUCCUGGAGAAGUCCCGAGUGGUGCACCAGAACCACGGAGAGAGGAACUUCCACGUCUUCUACCAGCUGCUGGAAGGGGGCGAGGAGGAGACGCUCCGCAGGCUGGGCUUAGAGCGGAAUGCCCAGAGCUACCUGUACUUGGUGAAGGGCCAGUGUGCCAAAGUCUCCUCCAUCAAUGACAAGAGUGACUGGAAGGUGGUCAGGAAGGCUCUGACAGUCAUCGAUUUCAGCGAGGAUGAAGUGGAGGACCUGCUGAGCAUUGUAGCGAGUGUCCUGCAUUUGGGCAACAUCCACUUUGCUGCCGAUGAAGAUAGCAACGCCCAGGUGACCACUGAAAACCAGCUCAAGUAUCUGACCAGGCUCCUCGGUGUGGAAGGUUCGACGUUGAGGGAAGCCCUGACACACAGGAAGAUCAUCGCCAAGGGAGAAGAGCUCCUGAGUCCGCUGAACCUGGAGCAGGCAGCAUAUGCCCGGGAUGCUCUGGCCAAAGCCGUGUACAGCCGCACUUUCACCUGGCUGGUCGGGAAAAUCAACAGAUCACUGGCCUCCAAGGAUGCUGAGAGUCCCAGCUGGCGGAGCACCACAGUCCUUGGGCUCCUGGACAUCUAUGGCUUUGAGGUGUUUCAGCACAACAGCUUUGAGCAAUUCUGCAUCAAUUAUUGCAAUGAAAAACUGCAGCAGCUCUUCAUUGAGCUCACUCUCAAAUCCGAACAGGAGGAGUACGAGGCCGAGGGCAUUGCGUGGGAGCCAGUCCAGUAUUUCAACAACAAGAUCAUCUGUGACCUGGUGGAGGAGAAGUUCAAGGGCAUCAUCUCCAUUUUGGAUGAAGAGUGUUUGCGUCCUGGGGAGGCCACAGAUCUGACCUUCUUGGAGAAAUCGGAGGACACGAUUAAGCAUCAUCCACACUUUCUGACGCACAAGCUGGCAGACCAGCGGACCAGGAAAUCUCUGGACCGGGGCGAGUUCCGCCUUCUGCACUAUGCUGGCGAGGUGACCUACAGCGUGACUGGGUUUCUGGAUAAGAACAAUGACCUCCUCUUCCGGAACCUGAAGGAGACCAUGUGCAGCUCGAAGAAUCCCAUUAUGAGCCAAUGCUUUGACCGGAGUGAGCUCAGUGACAAGAAGCGGCCAGAGACGGUUGCCACUCAAUUCAAAAUGAGCCUCCUGCAGCUGGUGGAGAUCCUGAAGUCUAAAGAGCCUGCCUACAUCCGGUGCAUCAAACCAAAUGAUGCUAAGCAACCCAGCCGCUUUGAUGAGGUCCUGGUCCGGCACCAGGUAAAAUACCUGGGGCUGAUGGAGAACCUGCGAGUCCGCAGAGCAGGCUUUGCCUAUCGGCGCAAAUACGAAGCUUUCUUACAGAGGUACAAGUCGCUAUGCUCAGAGACCUGGCCCACAUGGCCGGGGCGGCCUCAAGAUGGGGUGGCUGUGCUGGUCAGACACCUCGGCUACAAGCCAGAAGAAUACAAGAUGGGCCGGACCAAGAUCUUCAUCCGUUUCCCAAAGACCCUGUUUGCCACAGAGGACGCCCUGGAGGUCCGGCGGCAGAGUCUGGCCACACAGAUCCAGGCCACCUGGAGGGGCUAUCACUGGCGGCAGAAAUUCCUCCGAGUGAAGCGAUCAGCCAUCUGUAUCCAGUCAUGGUGGCGUGGAACGCUGGGCCGGAGGAAGGCGGCCAAGAGGAAGUGGGCGGCAGAGACAAUCCGGCGGCUCAUCCGUGGCUUCAUCCUUCGCCAUGCACCCCGUUGCCCUGAGAAUGCCUUCUUCCUGGACCAUGUGCGUACCUCUUUUUUGUUCAACCUACGCCGGCAGCUGCCCCAGAACGUCCUGGACACCUCCUGGCCCACUCCCCCACCUGCUCUGCGUGAGGCCUCAGAGCUUCUUCGGGAGUUAUGCAUGAAGAACAUGGUGUGGAAAUACUGUCGGAGUAUUAGCCCUGAGUGGAAGCAACAGCUGCAACAAAAGGCUGUGGCCAGUGAGAUCUUCAAGGGCAAGAAGGAUAACUAUCCCCAGAGCGUCCCCAGGCUGUUCAUCAGCACCCGGCUCGGUACAGAUGAGAUCAGCCCCAAAGUGCUGCAGGCCCUGGGCUCUGAGCCUAUCCAGUACGCAGUACCUGUGGUGAAAUAUGACCGCAAGGGCUACAAGCCUCGCUCCCGGCAGCUGCUGCUGACGCCUAAUGCCAUCAUCAUCGUGGAGGACACCAAAGUCAAACAGAGAAUCGAUUACGCCAACCUGACCGGGAUCUCUGUCAGCAGCCUGAGUGACAGCCUCUUUGUGCUUCAUGUGCAGCGUGAGGACAAUAAGCAGAAGGGGGAUGUGGUGUUGCAGAGUGACCACGUGAUUGAGACACUGACCAAGACAGCCCUCAGCGCCGAUCGUGUGAACAACAUCAACAUCAACCAGGGCAGCAUCACAUUUGCAGGGGGCCCCGGCAGAGACGGGAUCAUUGACUUCACACCUGGCUCGGAGCUGCUCAUUGCCAAGGCCAAGAAUGGGCACCUGGCUGUGGUGGCCCCACGGCUGAAUUCUCGGUGAUGAAGGUGCCUACUGGACCCCCUCCAUCCCCGAUGCUUUGCUUAUCCCCUCCCCCUUCCCAGUUACCAAAGACUCGAGCUUCCAGACAGGGAUCCAGGGACACCUCGAAGCCCACCUGCAAACUCCUGCCUUCUGCUCACCCCCCACUUCGCAGGGGCAUCAGAGGGCCAAGGAGCUACCCCAGGAGUGGGCCAGGCCGGGCCACAGCAAUAGGAAAGCCGGGGCCUGGACAAGCUCUGCCAGCCCCACUGCUGAUGCCAAAUAUUUGAGAGAAGGGAACUUUUGCUGAAGUUUUCUGUGAGAUUUUUUGAUGCUUUAUAGGAAACUAUUUUUUAAAAAAGCCAUUUUCCCACCCCAAGACAUACUGGAUGUGUUCUCCUUGAUUCCAACCAGGCAGGGUAUGCAGCUGAGAGGUACGGAGGCGGGCCGGGCUCUGGUGCCCCCUUCCCUGCCCAGGCCACCCUCUUCUCCUCGUUCCCUUUGACACCUUGUCUGUCUGCCUGCCUGCCCGCCCUCCCACCUACACCCUUUGCAGCCCACUCGGACCUCCUUCUGAAGGCUGAGACCACCCUUGCCUGUUCUCUUCCUGCCUUAAGAACGCCCUUUUA
Messenger RNA from Elephantulus edwardii (Cape elephant shrew), 4021 nucleotides. RefSeq names its product myosin IC (gene MYO1C). Gene Ontology annotation, cellular component: vesicle; plasma membrane; actin cytoskeleton. Gene Ontology annotation, biological process: actin filament organization; vesicle transport along actin filament. Lineage: Eukaryota; Metazoa; Chordata; Mammalia; Macroscelidea; Macroscelididae. The record is from RefSeq and is a predicted model, not a curated record. The transcript has 32 exons. Gene Ontology annotation, molecular function: microfilament motor activity; actin filament binding; ATP binding. The coding region runs from base 222 to 3413 and encodes 1063 amino acids.